Molecule: messenger RNA, 4150 nt
Organism: Frieseomelitta varia
Lineage: Eukaryota; Metazoa; Arthropoda; Insecta; Hymenoptera; Apidae
Gene: mats
Product: MOB kinase activator-like 1
Exons: 6
Coding region: 376-1029 (217 amino acids)
Biological process (GO): positive regulation of protein phosphorylation; hippo signaling
Cellular component (GO): nucleus; cytoplasm
Molecular function (GO): protein kinase activator activity
Source: RefSeq, a predicted model, not a curated record
ACCAAACUAUAUUGAUCGUGUUACGUAUUUAGACUUGUUUAGACCUACAAAUAUUUGGACUGUAGCUGUUUAAACUAAUAUUGAUAUAUUCGCGAUACGCUUUACGCAAGUCACGUCGCGAGACAGAGGUCGUGACUGAAUCCAAGGAAAUAGAAUCCCGUUCGACAGUGGAAGGAUUGAAGUCGAUCGAAUUGAUCACGGAGAACGUAGUUGAUGGAACGUUCGUCGCGCUGGAGAGCUGUGCAAGGUGGAUGCUAAGAGGAACCGUUCGCAGCGAAAUCCCGUAACGUUUGCACGCCGUUACGACAAUCAACGUCACGUGCAGCUGUGUAGGAGCGAAUUGAAUUUCACCAACAGGUCAUCCAGGAGCGCACGAUGAGCUUCCUAUUUGGAAGCAGGUCUUCGAAAACCUUCAAGCCAAAGAAAAAUAUCCCGGAAGGGACUCACCAGUAUGACCUGAUGAAGCACGCAGCGGCCACUUUGGGUUCGGGAAAUUUAAGACUCGCAGUUAUGCUUCCUGAAGGUGAAGAUUUAAACGAGUGGGUCGCAGUAAAUACUGUUGAUUUUUUCAACCAAAUCAACAUGUUAUUUGGCACCAUCACGGAAUUCUGUACAGAAGAAAGUUGUCCUAUCAUGUCUGCAGGACCAAAAUACGAAUAUCAUUGGGCUGACGGGCAUACCGUUAAAAAACCAAUUAAAUGUUCUGCACCAAAGUACAUUGAUUACUUAAUGACUUGGGUGCAAGAUCAGUUAGAUGAUGAAACCCUUUUCCCUUCGAAAAUCGGGGUCCCUUUCCCAAAAAAUUUCUUAUCCAUCGCCAAGACAAUACUGAAAAGACUAUUUAGAGUGUAUGCACAUAUCUAUCAUCAGCACUUUAGCGAAGUGGUCCAACUUGGUGAGGAAGCGCAUUUAAAUACAUCGUUCAAGCAUUUUAUCUUUUUUGUUCAGGAGUUUAACUUGAUAGAAAGAAGAGAAUUGGCACCGUUGCAAGAAUUAAUAGAAAAAUUAACAGCGAAGGACGCCCGAUGAAUCUUAAUCGUCAACUGAAAACUCCUCCAAAGAAUCUUGUCCAUGCUAUCUUUUUAACAGACGUGUAAUUGUGCAUGUUAUUUAACUAACCCAAUUCAUUGCUAACCCGAUCAUAGUUUUGAGCCAGGCAUUUCAUUGUUAUAUUACAUAUAACAUAUUUUAUUCAGUUACAAAAACAAGUGACUGACUUCUGCAUUUUGUAACGAAGAUGAUUCUUAGGAAGGAAAAGGCUAUUUGGAAGAUCGAUGAAAUUACGGUAAAGAUUGAGAUGGUGAGGAUUAUUAACGUAGACUUUUGUAAAAUAGUUAUACAUUUGAUACAAAUUAUAGUAUCAGUUUUUCAUUUUGAAAGGAGGGAGAAAAUGUUAUUUCUUAAAUAGACGAGGUGUUUCAUCUUGGAUUGAUUACGUGUAAUUUGUUACGCAUAACAAAUUUUUAUACUUUAAACUCUGAAAAAAAAAAAAAUUAAUUCAUAUCGGCUAUAUAAAAUAGAUUAGAGCUUUUAAUAUUAGGGAAAAAAAGAACGAUGACGUUCGGUCUAUCUAUGUUUUUUCUUAUUUUUAUUAUCUUUUAUAUUAUGUGUUACGUUAUUUCACUAUAAAAGUUCGGAAAAUAUUGUCACUUUUAUAAAUAGAAACGGUACUACGCGUAAUGUCUAAAAAUGAAUAUUCUUCUUUUAACGUUGUGUCUUUGAGUAUCAGUAUGAAUUGAAACAACCCGAAAUUGAAGAUUCUAUAUCAUUACUAAACUAUGCAUUGUUGGUACAUAACGUUAUUAAGUUAAUAUUAAUCUAUUUACAUUUAACUUCAUACUGUGUAAUUAGUUUAGGCGAUUAUUAUCAUCGUGUUAAGCGCUUGCAAUAGAAAUUUUAUAUGCACUAUAUCUUUUAUCCUUUAUACGAGUGAGUUCUUGAGUCUACUCUAUUUUAGAAAGAAUAUUAUAUUAUAUUUAAGCCGUUUGCGUUUCGUUACUGGGAAAAUUCUUUUUGUAUUUCAUCUCUUUUUUUUUUCCUUUUUGUCUAAAAAUGACUUUCUCUUAAAUGUUACAGAAAUAUUUGUAGACGAAUUUACAAAAAAUUAGUAAUUUUAUUUUCAAGUAUAAUAUAAAUUCGAUUUGAAAGAAUAUGUUGCAUUUGAAAGAGUUAGAAUUAAUUUAAUGGAUACAGGGUAUCCCAGGAAAAAACGCAAAAGGCAAACAUUUUCGUAUAAAUAAAUACGUGACGUGUAUAGUUACAGUAUGCACAGUCACAUAUGAUUUAUUUCGCUAUUAAGAAAUCAUCUUUGAUAUAUAGAAAUGUCAAAUACAAUAGGACGCAUUAUUCGUUUAUAGCAUGUUCAGAUAGUUUCCUCGCUUAUAGGAGAGAUCAGAUGUUAAUAUAUAUAUACACGUACAUAUAUAUAUUAAUAUAAAUGCUUACUGUUUUCACGUGCGGUGAGACUGCAUCCGUUGCAUUCGAAUAUUUAAAUGGAUGCAUUGUAUUCGCUUGAAACUAGAAAAUACUCGUCAAAUAGUUUCUGUUCACACUCUGUGUCCUUUGCUGUGAUGGUCGGAUUUUGCAUUUCUGCGUGAAGAGCGGGGUGAAGUUUUAACUAAGUUUUUCAUGCUGGUGUUCAUGUAAGUGACUAUCGUUUGAAUGGAGUAAUAUAGGAAAAUAGGACGUUAUUGCUUAUACUAUUGUGAGAUAUGUUUGCUUUUAAUGGACUAGGCUAUUUUGUGAUAAGUAUCGCAUAAAGUAAUUACAUAUUGAAUUAGAAAAGAUACAAGGAGAUGUAGUGGUUGCGACUUUUGUUGAUAUCUUCCGUUCAAGAUUUGGUGGGAGAAAUGCAAAAAAUUUCUUUUAAUACUAUAUUUAGUAUAAUAACAUCAAUGGUUAUUGACCACGUUUGUUAAUUCAACAUUUACAUAUACGAUAACUAUUUUAUGCAGAAUUAUGAAUUAACUGUUAUUAUGUGAGUGUACUAAAAACUCUCAAAAAUAUUUAGGAAAAUUUACAAUAAAUUUAAUAUAUUCAAAAUACUACUACAAUCACUUGUAUCUUUUAUCAGUUUAGCGACUAUAUAUGAAGAACUUAUCUGAGAACAGUCUAAAUUUAUCGACACAACAAGCGGAAAGAUGGGGAUUGAUUGAAAUUCGUGACUGCGACAGAGAUUGCAAAUUGUUAGUGAUUGAAGCGAAUAGAAGGAACAAAGUGUUAUUUUUUAUAAAAAAAAAAAGAAGGAAAACAAAAAGAAAAGGCGUCUGCUACUAUUUAACACCGAAAACAAUUAGAGUUUUUGUUUAUCUCUCUCGCGUUAACGUAUGAAUCGAUCGUGUAGAAACAUUGUGUAAGGUUGCUCGAUGUGAUACCAUUUUUUCAUGUAAAUCACGAGGAUCAAUGAGAAAAUUUUACGAGGUCCAGGACUAAUAUAAAUGUAUUUUAUUAUAAACGACGUAAACGAACUAGCUUUCAUAAUAAACUUCAAUACUUAUCGACGAGCAGGAAUGGAUAAACGAGAGAAAAAUAACCAUAGGAUGGCUUGAGUUUCAAAGAAUGACGAUUCGAGAUAGGCAUUUUUUCGUGAUGGUCUACUGGCGUGUUGAAUGUAAAACGAAUAUAAAUAACAAUAACAGUAACAAUAAUAAUGGCUCGUAUCGACGAUAAUAUUGUAUUCAGUACUUAAGAAGAUUGAAAGAAUUGUACCUUAUUACAUAGAAAGAGGAAAAAAUUUUUCUCGCAGCAAACACACACGACACACACGAUUUCGUCUCUCUUCUUUCUUAAUCAUAAUAUUCAAAUUAGAGGAGCGAAAUCGUUUGAGUAUAUUAGCGUUGUCAGCUAGAAAUUAUUUUACACACAAAUAACGCUGUUAUCGAUUAUAAUUAUUAUUAUUAUUAUUAUUAUUUUUAUUUUUAUUUUUAUUUUUUAUUUAGUAGUAUUAUCGAUACAAUUAUAUGCCUUUAUUACUGUUUAUAUAUGAUAAUUUACACGGUUCGUGUCGUUAGAUUGGCGUUGAAUCUUUAACAAAACGCAUUUGGAUAAUUUUUUUCUUUCUUUUUUUUGUUUUACUAAAAAUAAAUGUAACUCAGUAUGUUAUCUUUUUGACUAAUUUGUUGAAAAAUAAUAAAUAUUUUUCCUUUCUUAA